AUGGCUUCAAACCUUCCCAUUCUGCAAGAAGCUGUGUCUCUUGCCCAGAUGAACGUUCAAGAUGACGCUGCGCAACCAACCAAAAUGAACGUCCACGAAGAACUUGAGGCCUCCCGCCUUGCUCAACUGGGCAAAUUCAGUAAGCUCCCAGUUGAGCUGCGUCUCAUGAUCUGGGAUCUCCUCAUUUUCGAAGCUGCCAUCUCGGGCAAAGACCGUCAAAACCAAACCAUCGCCAACAUCCUCCGCUAG
This is a messenger RNA of Penicillium malachiteum, 249 nucleotides long. RefSeq lists its product as uncharacterized. The coding region runs from base 1 to 249 and encodes 82 amino acids. The record is from RefSeq and is a predicted model, not a curated record. NCBI's taxonomy places the organism in Eukaryota, Fungi, Ascomycota, Eurotiomycetes, Eurotiales, Aspergillaceae. The transcript has a single exon.